UCCCGGGAGGUGAUUGCGGCUAUACACAUGGGCAGGGGAGGGGUGCGGCUUCCUCUGGACUGUUGGGGACCCUUCGCUUUCCUGCCGCAGACCGGACGUGCUGCAUGAAUUUGGUGUCCCUUCAGCGGCAGCUUCCGUGACCUCCAUUCCACCCGGUUCUACCUUCAGCCUUAUGCCUGCUCCAGGAGUCCCGUGACAGCUUCCUGCUGCCAGUGCCCUGUUGUUCGGACAAAUCGACUUCAUUCUCACGGGAUGGCAGCUCUUGGUCUGUCUCCCACAUGUGCUGUGUCUACCCAGGACCCUGCCUAUAUCCAGGAGUCAGAAGUUUCUCCUUCUUCAAAAGACCAUUCCUGUUCUCAGGAUGUGGACCUGUUUGCUUGCAGUGGCCUAGAACCCCCUAUGCUGGCAGGUGUUGGUUCUCAGGAGUCAGUGACUUUCCAGGAUGUUGCUGUGGACUUCACUGAGAAGGAGUGGCCUUUGCUGGAUUCUUCUCAGAGAAAACUGUACAAAGAUGUGAUGUUGGAGAACUACAGCAACCUCGCCUCAGUGGGGUAUCAGGUGGGCAAACCCAGCCUCAUCUCCCACUUGGAGCAAGAAGAGGAGCUGAGGACAGAGGAGAGGGCACUUCACCAAGCCACAUCUCCCGAUUGGGAGACUCCAUCUAAAAGCAAAUGGUCCAUUCUCAUGGAAGGCAUUUUUGGGAAGGAAACAUCCAGUGGUGUGACAGUGGAAAGAACACGUCUCGGAGAGAAAUCCACCGAGUACACUCACCUGUUUGAAGUCUUCAGCAUGGGCACUCAUCUUACUCAGCAGAUGGGAAGGCACGCUGGCAAGAGGCCCUAUCACCGCCGGGACUGUGGGGCAGCUUUCAAGAACAGGUCACAUCUCGCCCAACAUGUGAGCAUUUACAAUGGGAGGAAAAUGCAUGAAUGUCACCAGUGCCAAAAAGCUUUCACCACGAGCGCGUCCCUUACGCGGCACAGGAGAAUACACACAGGGGAGAAGCCCUACGAAUGCAGUGCCUGUGGGAAAGCCUUCAACGAUCCCUCCGCCCUCAGGAGUCACGCAAGAACUCACCUCACAGAGAAGCCCUUUGACUGCAGUCAGUGUGGAAAUGCCUUCCGAACCCUCUCCUCACUGAAGAUACAUAUGAGAGUUCACACUGGGGAGAGACCUUACAAGUGUGACGAGUGUGGGAAGGCGUAUGGCAGGAGCUGCCACCUCAUUGCACACAAACGAACACACACCGGAGAGAGACCCUACGCAUGCCACGACUGUGGGAAGGCGUUCCAGCAUCCCUCCCAUCUCAAAGAGCAUGUCCGCAAUCACACCGGAGAGAAACCCUAUGAAUGCACACAGUGUGGAAAAGCCUUCCGAUGGAAGUCGAACUUCAACUUGCACAAGAAGAACCACAUGGUAGAGAAAACAUACGAAUGUAAAGAAUGUGGGAAAUCCUUUGGUGAUCUCUUGUCACGGAGAAAACACAUGAGAAUUCAUAUUGUAAAAAAACCCAUUGAAUGUAGACAGUGUGGGAAAGCGUUCCGGAACCAAUCCAUCCUUAAGACACACAUGAAUUCUCACACUGGAGAGAAACCCUAUGGGUGUGAUCUGUGUGGGAAAGCCUUCAGUGCGAGCUCAAACCUGACCACACACAGGAAAAUCCACACUCAAGAGAGACGCUAUGAAUGUGCCGCCUGUGGGAAAGUGUUUGGGGACUAUUUAUCCCGGAGGAGGCACAUGAGCAUUCAUCUGGUAAAGAAACGUGUUGAAUGUAGGCAGUGUGGGAAAGCCUUCAGAAACCAGUCGACCCUCAAGACACACAUGAGAAGUCACACAGGAGAGAAGCCGUACGAGUGCGAUCAUUGCGGGAAAGCCUUCAGCAUCGGCUCCAACCUUAAUGUGCACAGAAGGAUACACACUGGGGAGAAGCCCUACGAAUGCCUGGCCUGUGGGAAAGCCUUCAGUGACCAUUCAUCCCUUCGGAGCCAUGUGAAAACUCACCGGGGAGAGAAGCUCUUCGUGUCAUCCGUGUGGAAGAGGCUCCAGUGAUGGGUCUCCUUUAGGGGAAGCACGAGAGCUCAGACUGGGAGACAGCCUCGUUGGUGUAAGGAAGGCAGGAGCACUUUGAUGCACUCACCUGGGCA
Molecule: messenger RNA, 2144 nt
Organism: Callorhinus ursinus (northern fur seal)
Lineage: Eukaryota; Metazoa; Chordata; Mammalia; Carnivora; Otariidae
Gene: ZNF317
Product: zinc finger protein 317
Biological process (GO): regulation of DNA-templated transcription
Molecular function (GO): DNA-binding transcription factor activity, RNA polymerase II-specific; RNA polymerase II cis-regulatory region sequence-specific DNA binding
Source: RefSeq, a predicted model, not a curated record